UUCAAACAUGGCGGCUCCCAUUGCGCCCUUGGUUUCCUUGAGCUGUUUGUGGGCGACUUACCGGGGCUGCCGAAGACUACGGUACGGUGCCCACCUGGGGAGGCUGCCAGGGCUCACCGUACCCUGUCUGCGGAGUCCGGCGGCAGCAUCUGUAAGCCAAUUGGCUGAGAGUUCACUUACAAGUUAUGAAACAAAGACAUAUUCUAAAGAACUUAUUGACUGCAAUGGGCUUCUUCAGCACUAUGACAUUUUAGUCAAGGAUUGUGUUCUAAGGAAGGAUGACCAUCAACGAAGGGUAAUGCAGCACUUACAAAGUCUACAUGAAGAACUCCGGGGAUACAAGAAAGAGUCUAAGGGCAUUUUUACAACGUUUUUUACACAAAAGAAACCUCCUAGAGGACUUUAUGUUUUUGGAGAUGUUGGUACUGGCAAGACUAUGGUUAUGGACAUGUUUUUUUCACAUGUUGAAGUGGAAAAGAAAAAGCGAGUUCACUUCCAUGGGUUUAUGCUUGAUGUGCAUGAAAGAAUACAUCGCCUUAAGAAAAGUUUACCACAAAGGAAAGCGGGAUUUAUGGCCAAGACCUAUGACCCUAUUGCCCCUAUAGCUGAAGAAAUAAGUGAAGAAGCCUGUUUGUUGUGUUUCGAUGAGUUCCAGGUGACUGAUAUAGCAGAUGCAAUGAUACUAAAACAACUGUUUGAAAACCUGUUUCGAAAUGGAGUAGUUGUUGUAUCAACAUCUAACAGACCACCAGAAGAUCUCUAUAAAAAUGGACUUCAGAGGGCUAAUUUUGUUCCAUUUAUUGCUGUCCUAAAGACUUACUGCAACACUGUUCGGCUAGACUCUGGUAUAGACUAUCGGAAACGGGUACUCGCUGCAGCUGGUAAAAUAUUCUUCCUCACAAGUGAAGCUGAUGUGGAGGCUGUCAUGGAUAAGUUGUUUGAUGAGCUGGCUCAGAAACAAAAUGAUGUAACAAGACCAAGGAUUCUGAAAGUGCAGGGCAGGGAGCUGAAGCUGAGCAAAGCCUGUGGAUCCAUUGCUGACUGCACACUUGAGGAACUCUGUGACCGUCCUUUAGGAGCCAGUGACUACCUGGAAAUGUGCAAGAAAUUUGACACCGUAUUCAUCAGAAGAAUUCCACAUCUAGACAUGUCAAGGCGCUCAGAAGCUCGUCGUUUCAUUACUCUAAUUGAUGCCUUCUAUGAUCACAAGGUGCGUGUUGUUUGCUCCGCUGACAUUCCUUUGCAAAGCUUGUUCAUGCAAAAGCUUAAGGAUGCAGACGAUGCAGAAUCCAGAAUUCUUCUAGAUGAUCUUGAAUUAAGCCAGGAAGCAUCUGCAGGAUUGUCAGUUUUUACAGGUGAAGAAGAAGUCUUUGCAUUGCAGCGUACAUUAUCUCGACUUACGGAGAUGCAGACUGAACAGUAUUGGAGGGAUGGGGACAGAAGUCAAAAUUAAUUACGACGACGUGUCAAGGCAAUGCGAUAAAUGCACAGUACAUCACAAAUGGCAUUUCUCUAGAAGUGUACAUGUUUGCUAAAAUUGCACAACAGCCUCAGGACCAUUAUUUUAUGUUACUGUUUAAAUGUGUUCCUAUUUGCUGCGUUCUGCUAGCUCUGCUAUGCUCUGGGCUGUAAUUGAGCAGCUCACAUAUUGAAAUGGUUCCAUGUGUGGCAUCACACAAGGCACAGAGAUGGCCAGUGUUAUUUUACUAUUUAUCAUAUGUGCCAUUUAUGUGAUCAUAAAUCACAUCAGUGUAGAAAUGAUUGGGGAUGAUUCUUAGAGACAAAUGCAGAGUACCUGAGUUUAAUGCAAUCAGCAAAAGCUCCUCUAUUUAAUGUUGAAGUGUUCAGAAUGAGAGGUAUUCACACAGUAUGUACUUUAAUAUACGUAUAUGUGUGUCACAAUAUUUGUUUGCUUACAUUUGACACUGUAUUGAGAGGUGCUAUCCGUGAGAAUGUAACAAAUACAUUCACUGCCAAAGUGAAGAAAAAACUUAGCUUUAAUACAUGUGGCUAUGCAUUACUGCAGGACAGUAUACUGCAAGUAUUUUUUACUAUAUUACAGCAGUGCUUCAGUUUGUGU
Molecule: messenger RNA, 2080 nt
Organism: Nanorana parkeri
Lineage: Eukaryota; Metazoa; Chordata; Amphibia; Anura; Dicroglossidae
Gene: AFG1L
Product: lactation elevated 1
Exons: 13
Coding region: 8-1453 (481 amino acids)
Cellular component (GO): mitochondrion; cytoplasm
Molecular function (GO): ATP binding; ATP hydrolysis activity
Source: RefSeq, a predicted model, not a curated record